AUGAUGUUGAUAACUGUAAGACAGAAGAAAAUGAUACAGGAAGACGAAGAUGAAAAAAUAAACCCGAAGACGAAAGUAGACAAUAAAGGUUGGGUGACGCAGAUGUUGAACCCCAAGAAUAUUUUUGCAACUCGCAAAGGAAAAGCCGCUGAAUCCUUUGACUUUUGCCGUGGACUCAAGUUAAAGAACAAAAACGGAACUGUUGGUGGUAAGGAUGCGGUAUUCAAGAACAAAACCAUGUGUGUUGUGAAUAGUGGCAUAGCUUUCAAUUCACCAUUUCCUGUUCUACUGAGACGAGAAAGAAAAGUUGAAUUAAUUUUGUCGUUCGACUUCAGUCAAAGAGAUAAUGGAGACAAAGAACCUCCUUUUCAUGAACUAGGCAAGAUAUCCAACUUUUAUCCAGCAGAGAUAUGGGCAAGAGAAAAUAAAUAUCCCUUUCCAAAUAUUAAGGAUAAUCCGGUGGUCAAAGAUUCAGAGGUCAAAGAUUGUGAAAUUCGUGAAUGUUAUGUAUUUGAAGAUGAAAAUGAUCCGAACUGCCCAACAAUUUUACAUUUUCCAGCUGUAAACAACUCAUUUCGAGAGUAUCUUAGCCCAGGUGUGAGAAAGAGAAAGAUGACGACAUAGAGUUUGCAAACUUUGACAUUUUUGACGACCCCGAUGAUUCUUAUUCCUCCUUCAAAUUUGAAUACAAGCCCAAAACUUUCGAAAGAUUGCAUGAACUAAUGAAAUACAAUACGCUCGUGAGCAUUGAUCUGAUCAAGGGAAAAUAAUCGAUAUUGUAAAGUACAGGCGAAAGCACAGAAAGUAUGCUAAGAAACACUCAUUAAAGGAAAAAAAUGUUAACAAUAGUUUUAGUUCCUUCACUUGUAUACCAAUAUACCAAAAUAAUCCACAUCUUAUAAACCAACCUAACAUUUAAACUAUAAUUUGUUAGUGCCCGUUUGUAGUGUUAGUAGAUUAAUUUGCUUUAUUAUAUGUAAUUCCACAGACUUACAUUUGUAUUACAUAAUAAGCGUGUAUGUAACUGAUGUUGUACUUACGUAGGAGUAAAGCUCAUAAAUAAAAUGAUCAAAAGUUCAUAAUAAGUAAUAUCUUACAUUUACUUUUCUACCUCCAAUGUCCUAGCUUUAUAUUCAGGCUGAUUUCUAAUGUAAGUACUUACGUAGGGAUAAAGUUCACAAAUAAAUAUAAUCAAAAGUUCA
This is a messenger RNA of Xenia sp. Carnegie-2017, 1202 nucleotides long. Its product is annotated as cytosolic phospholipase A2-like. Gene Ontology annotation, molecular function: calcium-dependent phospholipid binding; calcium ion binding. The coding region runs from base 1 to 624 and encodes 207 amino acids. Gene Ontology annotation, cellular component: cytosol. Gene Ontology annotation, biological process: glycerophospholipid catabolic process. The transcript has 5 exons. NCBI's taxonomy places the organism in Eukaryota, Metazoa, Cnidaria, Anthozoa, Malacalcyonacea, Xeniidae. The record is from RefSeq and is a predicted model, not a curated record.